AUGUCACAUAGAGCUUUAUUUAAAGGAAGAAGAUUCGACAGAGAUGGUACUUCAUCUAAUUCAUCUUCAAGGGCCCAGUCGGUCUCGAGAACACCUUUACGGUCCGAUGACUCCGAUUAUGAAAGUGAUACCGAGGAACAGGAUUUUAUUAAAAUUGAGGAAUUGUUGAAGGAGAGAUUAUUUGGUUUACAACAACAGGAAAUUGAAUUGGCAAAGGAAGACAGAAUCGGAGCUGGAGAUAGAAGACAAUACCAAGCUGCCAACAUUAACAAAUCCAGAAUUCAAGAAAGCUCAAGUAUCAAUGAUAUCAUUAAUAGUUUGGAGUUUUCGAGGAAUGAUAUAUCACUGCAGUCUCGAGAAUUGUUACUUGUUCAAUUAUAUAAACUACUUGUUUCGAGACCAUUAGUUGUUUGUAAUGAAGAAAAUGCGGGGACACCAGAAUUUGUUGAUGAAGAUAAAGUUGCCAAACUAAUCAAUAUUUUCACUUCUUCAAAUUAUCGAAGUGAAGAUGAGUUUUUAUACUUGUUCCGUUCAUUAAUUGCGCUAAUUUGCAGUGAUAUCGAAGAGUUUGGAUCCUUGGUGUCCACUGAAUUGCUUAAUCACAUCCAGCAUGUCAUCACAGAGCCAUCAAACAGUAUUGUCACUAACAGUGUCAAGGCUAAUGUGAUUACGGGGUAUGUGGUACUCACAUUGAUUUUACACAAUGGGGCAUCUAGUUUUGGAAUUGACGAAAGAAUCGCCAUGUUGAUCGAAUUGGCAGAAGGAUACACAGCAAGUGCUACUACUUUGAAAAAAGAAGUUGAGGCUGGUGAUCGUGAACAUUCGACUUUUAUCACAGAUAAAAACUUGGAUAAGAAAUUAGUCAAUGAAGCUAAUGCAAAGGUGGUCGCUGAAGCGUCAGUUGCUGUUGCAGCAAUCCACGGAGUAGGCUGUUUGUUAACAUUGAUUUCGCAUGGAUCAUUUUUGAAUGAAAUAAUGGAAGACUUGAUGUUUAAGCUUGUUCCACUUUUGGACAAUGACGAGGAUAGAGAUAUUGCCAAAGCUGCAGGAAGAGUGGUUGGUGUUAUUUAUGAGAUGUACGAUUAUGGACAAAACGCUGAUGAUGACAAUGGAGAUGGCUUCGAUAACGAAUACAAUGAGAACUCCCCAUACUAUGAACAAGAGUCAUUAUUAGCCAUCUUGACUCGUUUGCUUAACUUGUCCUCGAAGAAAGUAGCGAAAAAGGAUAAAAAGGAUAUCAGUUCAGUUUUCAGAAACAUUUCCAACACAGUAAAGAUAUACACCGAUGCAAAUUCCAGAGAACAAGUGUACAAAAGGACGCAAGAAGGAUUAGAAUUACUCGAUUCUACAUCUGAUCUGACAUAUAUCAAAUUAUCCAAAUUUAGAUCAUUGAAAAUCAAUAGCUGGUUUCUUUACUUUAGAUUGAAGCAUUUGCGAUGGUGUUUUAGUUUUGGUCUUCACAACCAAUUGGUUGGUAAUGAAAGUGUAAGAGAUGUCUUGAAGGAACCAGAGAGUGAGUUUAAUUACGGGACUCAACCUGAUUUUGAUGAUAGUUUGGUCGAUGAUGACAACUCUGAACUGUUCCAUGAUUUUAUUGAUCAAAAACAUUCUAAUGAUGAAAAAUCCAGAAAGGUAAAACGGAAAAAAGAGAGAUUGGUUAAAUUGAAUGAGCAACUCGAUGAGCUAAACUUGAAUCAUUAA
Messenger RNA from Candida dubliniensis CD36, 1701 nucleotides. RefSeq lists its product as uncharacterized. Lineage: Eukaryota; Fungi; Ascomycota; Pichiomycetes; Serinales; Debaryomycetaceae. The transcript has a single exon. The record is from RefSeq and is a predicted model, not a curated record. Bases 1 to 1701 code for a protein of 566 amino acids.